This is a messenger RNA of Enhydra lutris kenyoni (northern sea otter), 1863 nucleotides long. It is a transcript of the gene IQANK1, whose product is annotated as IQ motif and ankyrin repeat containing 1. Gene Ontology annotation, cellular component: cytoplasm; nucleus. Gene Ontology annotation, molecular function: protein binding. The record is from RefSeq and is a predicted model, not a curated record. The transcript has 9 exons. NCBI's taxonomy places the organism in Eukaryota, Metazoa, Chordata, Mammalia, Carnivora, Mustelidae. Gene Ontology annotation, biological process: regulation of barbed-end actin filament capping. Bases 1 to 1863 code for a protein of 620 amino acids.
AUGUGCGGCUGCACGUGCCAUGUGGACCCGGAGACCUGGCGCGCCUGGAACGGGAGACCCCAGUGGCUGCGGGAGGCAGCUCGGAGGGGACCGGGACCCCUGAGCCCCCUCUCCCCGCCAGGGCCAGCCAUGGAGGACCGAGCGGCCACCGUCAUCCAGUGCGCCUUCCGGCGGCUGCUGGCCCGGAGGGAGCUGGCGCGCCGGCGGCGGGAGCGGCGGGACUACCGGCAGCGGAUGGAGCAGCUGCGGCGGGACGUGAGGCGGGGCUGCGCGGCGGUGGGGGCGGCCGGGACCCCCGGAACCCCAGGGGGCGGUGCGCGCGCGGGUGGGGGCUCCUCGGUCCACGUGUGCCCGCAGGCCUUCGUGGCCCUGCGGCGGCGGCGGGAGGAGCGGCGGCGCGGGGCGCGGCUGCGGGAAGCGGCCUUCGACGGCGACCCUGGGCGAGAUCCGGGCGGUGCUGCAGGAGGUGCGCGGCGGCGGCGGCGGCCGGGGCGGGGGCGGCCGGGCUCCCGCGCGCUCACCGCGGGCCGCGCGCAGGCGGACGAGCUGCUGACCCGCGAGGGCCUGGGCCACGACGAGGCGGGGGCGGCGCGGCGGCGGCGGCGGCGGGUGGCGCUGGUGGAGAGCGAGGACGCCGGUGGGAACACGCCGCUGUCGGAGGCGGCGGCCGGCGGGCAGCCCCUGGCCAUCCAGCUGCUGGCCGAGCAGGGCGCCAGCCCCAACAGCAAGGGCGCCUUCGGCCGGACGCCGCUGUACCGAGCAGCCUUCGGGGGGCAUCUGGAGGCCGUGGAGGUACUGCUGAAGCUCGGAGCGGACCCGCGGGUGUACGCGGAUGACGGCAGCACCCCGCAGCAGGUGGCCUCCCUGGACACUGUAGCCCAUGUGCUGCAGUCGUGGGACCUGGACCUCACAGAUGCCAUGCUCCAGAACAUGGACGCUGAGAGGCAACGCCGGGCCCGGGAGGCUGAGCAGCAGGAGGAGGCAGAGGCCAGGCGCAUGAACCUCAACGUACAACAGCUGGUGAAGGCACAGCACCAGCGGCAAACGCAGCUGCAGCAGGCCUACUGCGAGCUCAACCGGAGGACCGCGGAGCACGAGGAGUGCGCACGGAGGGACCCGCGCCGGGCCGAUCUCACCCUGCAGGCCAUCGAGGAUGCGGAGGCCCGAGUGGACAGGCUGCGGCUGGAGGCCCGGGAGGCUGCGGAGGCGCUGGCCAUGGCCAGGCUGGAGCUUCGGGAGCAGACACAGGAGGGCGGGGAGGAGGAGAUGCCCGGGCUGAAAUGCCGGGUCCCCGAGCUGCACGACGUACUCAUGAAGGACGUGGGUGGCCGCAUCCGCGCAGACGGCCGGUCAGUGGUGGUGACUGGGUGGGCCGGCGGCCAGAGGCACUGGGUGGGCAGCAGUGACCCGGUGACCACUCCCAGGUGGCCACUUGUUAUCGACCCUUCGGGCCAGGCAGCCACCUUCCUGCGCUACCAGGACACCAACUACGUGGCUGCAGUGAACCCGGCGCACCUGCGGCCAGAGAGGCUCCGGCUGGCGCUGCUGGGGGCGCUUAGGUACGGGAAGCCGCUGGUGUUCGACCUGUGCGAGGUGGACCUGUUCCCCGUGGUGCAGCAGCAGCUGGAGGCCGUGCGGCCGGGGCUGGCGCAGGAGCUGCUGGGCGGGGGUCUCCUGGAGCACGAGCGCUACCUGUCGCUGCUGCGGCCGGCUGACGGGCCCGAGUACAGCCCCGCGCAGUUCCAGCCCGCGCGCCUGGGGCGCUUCCGUGCCAUCUUCGUCACCAAGGCCCAGUGGUCGCCGACGGAGCAGCUGCAGGUGCUUCUCCCCGUGCGGGUGCUGCUCCCUGGCGGGGGCCUCUAG